This is a messenger RNA of Bradysia coprophila, 896 nucleotides long. RefSeq names its product chymotrypsin-2-like. Gene Ontology annotation, molecular function: serine-type endopeptidase activity. Gene Ontology annotation, biological process: proteolysis. NCBI's taxonomy places the organism in Eukaryota, Metazoa, Arthropoda, Insecta, Diptera, Sciaridae. The record is from RefSeq and is a predicted model, not a curated record.
ACAUCCAUUACAAUGGCUAAAGCUUUUUCUCCAUCCUCCAUUUUACUCUUCAUAUUGUUAUCCACAACGUCAUCAUCCCAUUGUAAAGCAAUUGAUGACUCUACUCCAAUCGAAGGAUUGGUUUGGGACGGAACUGGCACACCACAAGAAAAUUUGCCUCCAUAUAUGGCCUCGCUCAGAUCGCAUAGUAAUGUUCAUUUCUGUGGUGGAACCAUCAUUUCAACUAGACACAUCUUGACGGCCGCUCAAUGUACCAUCGGACGAACAGCUACCAGUGUAAAUGUUGUAGUUGGAACGGUUCUCCGUACUGCUGCUGGUGUCAGUUACCCUAGCAACAGUUUGAUAAUACAUCCUCGGUUUGAUCCGAAGACGCUGGCAAAUGAUAUAUCGCUCGUCCACACUGCCGGAUUGAUAAGUCUGACAGACAAUGUUCAAAUAGCGUCAAUAAAUCCAUCUUUAACCAUAGAUGGAGUGUCAGCGAGAAUUUCCGGAUGGGGAAGAACCACGGAAUCGCUGUUCGAUCCAGAUCGCUUGCAUACAAUGACCUCUACAACGAUUGCUAACACCGUAUGCCGCAGCGGACAGACCCCAGAAAAUACUUGGCGCAUUACCAAUGGCAAAAUUUGUACAGAUAAUCCCAGUACAAGGGGAGGAAUCUGUUACGGAGACGAAGGAGGCGCAUUAGUUACGGGAAGUGAAGUAGUUGGUGUGGCGUCGUUUCAUUCACAUUGUAACGUCAGCGUUCCAAAUAUAUACGAGAGAGUGGCACCACAUCGCAUAUGGAUUGAAAGUAUUAUAUUGUGAAAGUUGACGUUGACGCUGUAAUAGCAUGAGAAUCUGCUGAAUAAAAGUAACAUUAUUCGUCUUCGUGGAUUACGGAUUUAGUAAUUCUCCAU